Funneliformis geosporum is the source of this 1608-nucleotide messenger RNA. NCBI's taxonomy places the organism in Eukaryota, Fungi, Glomeromycota, Glomeromycetes, Glomerales, Glomeraceae. The record is from the annotation of a GenBank genome assembly.
AUGUCUGAAAAACCAUGGAUGAUAAAUGUAGAUAUACCCACACCAACACUAGGUACUCCUAAUUCAUCAACUUUGGAUGUUAAUUCAGUAAUAACCGCAAUCGAUGAAUUAUCUUUAGGAAAAACAUUUACCAGUGACUUCAAACAUUUCUAUGGUAAUUUUAAAGAUGAUAAAGAAGAUGAAGAACCUCCAGUAACAUCUAAAGAAUUAAAAGGAUGGUAUAUGUAUAAUGCGGCGACUGAAGUAUAUAGUGUUGUCGCUAUAACGGUUUUUAUACCCAUAAUAUUGGAAAAUUUAGCAGGUGAGGCAGGAUUUCAAUUGGACCGCGUGACCCCUUGUGAUACCACCAUAAAAGAUUACAAGUGUGUAACGAAAUAUGGAACAGGGUUCGUUGAUACUGCAAGCUUUUCCUUAUAUACCAUAUCAAUAUCCGUAUUUAUUCAAUGUUUGGUAUACAUUGGAGUUGGAUCACUUGCUGAUCAUGGAGAAAAUCAAAAAAAGUUACUUUUGUUGUUCUCAUAUAUGGGGGCAAUCUCUGUCAUCGCUUUCUUAUCAGUGGUCAAUUCCAGCCUGUAUUGGUUAGCAGGACUGCUUACCAUCAUAUCUAACGUAUGUUUUGGAGCUGGAUUUGUAUUUUAUUUAGCGUACAUUCCGACAUUUACGCGAGUUCAUCCACGUGUCGUUGAAGCCAAAGAUUCAGGUAUAUCGAUACAAGACUUAUCAAGGAUCGAGGAAGAAGUAGCAAAUAGGUUGUCAUCACAUUCAAUGGCGAUAGGAUAUGCGUCGGGAGUUAUGCUAUUAAUAAUAGCAGUAGUAAUAUCAUAUUUGAUGAAUGGAACUACUUACAGUCUUCAAAUGGGAACAGCUUUAGCUGGUGCAUGGUGGUUAAUACUUUUAACGUUUCCAUUAAUUUGCUUACAAAAGAGGAAAGGUCCACCAUUACCAAAUGGAGAAAACUUUUUAUUUUAUUCAUUCAAGAGAGUCGGUAAAACACUUCGGUCAACAAGACAAUUAUUUCAAACAAUAAAAUUUUUAAUCUCUUGGUUUAUAUUAUCCGAUGGCUUUAAUACCAUCGGUUCGGUUGCUAUCCUAUUUGGGAAGAAGACACUAAAAAUCGGAAACACGGAAUUGUUAAUCGCCGCGGUGAUCAUUCCCGUCAGUGCUUUUGUCGGGGUUUAUACCUUUUUAUUCAUUCAACAAAAACUUGAAUUAACAACAAAAACGAUGAUAUUAAUUUUAGCAACAUUACAUUCUAUAAUACCGAUUUAUGGACUAUUGGGAUUUGUGAGUCCUAUCGGAUUUAAAUAUACCAUAGAGAUUUAUAUAUUUGCAGUGUAUUUCGGAUUCAUGUUGGGAGCCCUACAAAGUUAUUGUCGUGUUUUGUUUGGAAACAUGAUUCCAAAAGGACACGAGAAUGAAUUUUUCGGUUUAUAUGAAAUAACUGAUAAAGGAUCAAGUUGGAUUGGUCCUUUGGUAACAGGGUUUAUCGGCGAUAUUACUCAUGAUUUAAGAUAUUGUUUUUGGUUUCUUCUCGUCAUGAUGAUCAUUCCAUUAUUUUUAAUAUACACUGUUGAUGUUGAACAAGAAAGAACAAGAAGAAAAAAUUGA